AUUCCUGUCACUUCACAGAAUCCCUCUGUCGUGGCCAUGGCUCUGCCGCCCUUCUUCGCCCCGGGUCGCCCGGGCCCGCCGCCUGCGCAGCCGCCGCCUCCCGCUCCUUUCGGCUGUCCGCCACCGCCGCUGCCCUCGCCGGCUUUCCCGCCGCCUCUUCCCCAGCGGCCCGGCCCCUUUCUGGGGGCCUCCGCCCCCUUCCUCCAGCCCCCGCUGGCUCUGCAGCCCCGGGCCCCCGGGGAAGCACCCCGCGGCGGAGGUGGUGGCGGCGGCGGCGCCUUCUACCCGGUGCCGCCACCGCCGCUGCCUCCGCCGCCGCCCCAGAGCCGGCCCUUCCCGGGGACCGACACUGGCGAGCGCCCGCGUCCGCCUCCUCCAGGCCCGGGGCCGCCCUGGAGCCCGCGCUGGCCUGAGGCGCCGCCGCCGCCCGACGUGCUCGGGGACGCGGCCCUGCAGCGCCUGCGCGACCGGCAGUGGCUAGAGGCGGUGUUCGGAGCCCCGCGGCGGUCGGGCUGCCCGGUGCCGUCCCGCGCACCCGCAGGGCCCAGCCUGGGCGAAGUGCGCGCGCAGGUACGCGGGGCUCUGCGCCUGGUGCGGCGGCUGCGCGACCUGGGCCAGGCCCUGCGCGAAGCCGAGGCCGACGGUGCGGCCUGGGCACUGCUGCACGCCCAGGCCGCGCCGCUGCGCGCCCAACUGGCCGAGCGACUACAGCUGCUGACCCAGGCAGCCUAUGUGGGCGAGGCGCGGCGGAGGCUGGAGAGGGUCCGGCGCCGCCGGCUGCGGCUUCGCGAGAGGGCCCGGGAACGCGAGGCCGAGCGGGAGGCGGAGGCCGCGCGAGCAGCGGAGCGCGAGCAGGAGAUUGACCGCUGGAGGGUGAAGUGCGUGCAGGAGGUGGAGGAGAAGAAGCGGGAGCAGGAACUUAAAGCUGCUGCUGAUGGUGUCUUAUCUGAAGUGAGGAAAAAACAAGCAGACACCAAAAGAAUGGUGGACAUUCUUCGGGCUUUGGAGAAAUUGAGGAAACUCAGGAAAGAGGCUGCAGCAAGGAAAGGGGUCUGUCCUCCAGCCUCAGCGGAUGAGACUUUUGAACAUCAUCUUCAGCGACUGAGAAAACUCAUUAAAAAACGCUCUGAACUAUAUGAAGCUGAAGAGAGAGCCCUCAGAGUUAUGUUGGAAGGAGAACAAGAGGAAGAGAGGAAAAGAGAAUUAGAAAAGAAACAGAGGAAAGAAAAAGAGAAAAUUUUACUUCAGAAGCGUGAAAUUGAGUCCAAGUUAUUUGGGGAUCCAGAUGAGUUCCCACUUGUGCAUCUCUUGCAGCCUUUCCGACAGUAUUACCUCCAGGCUGAGCACUCCUUGCCCGCGCUCAUCCAGAUCAGGCAUGAUUGGGAUCAGUACCUGGUGCCAUCUGAUCAUCCCAAAGGCAACUCCGUUCCCCAAGGAUGGGUCCUUCCCCCGCUCCCCAGCAACGACAUCUGGGCAACCGCCAUUAAGCUGCAUUAGUAAAGAGGCUCCAGGAGUGUGGUCCAGCCAAGGCUCUUUCCAGCUCUAAAUGUUAGUGAUGCUGCCAUCUUCUUGUGCUGUAGACUAAUCCACAAUCUCUUAACUCUGUGUGGCAUUGCCCUACCCAGAAGUUAUGUUUUCCUUCCGUGCUCUGUCCUGGCCAGAGGUGCCUCUUGAAUCAGGAAAUUAAUACGGUUCUUCAGGAAAGGACCUAGGUGAACUGGGGUGGCCUUGGUUCACUGAAUUUGCCUCUGUUUUGAGGGGCUUGGUCCAGAGUGACUUGUAAAUUUACUCUUACCUUCCUUGUGUGCUGAUGGGUAAGUACGCUCCAUACACUCAUUCACUAAACACAGGUGUGCGCUGGGUAAUUAGCAGGCCUUGCCCCGGUACUGAGUGUGAAGGCAAGCUUGAUGGAAAACCUCUUGAUCCUUCCUACCCGAGGAGCCCUCUAACUUCCAGGAAGAAAAGUCAAAAGUGCUUUAGCUUCGGUUUUGUGAAUCCCGCUUCUGGUGCAGCUUGAGAGGUUGCAGGCUGGGCUGCCGGAAAAGCUGGUGGUUUAGUCUGAUGGCCAUGUGGAGAACGUGGAAAACCUAAAGAGUACCUGUCCUCAAAUUGGACUGUGUUUAAAGGAUGGUGGCUGCAUUUUCCCCAUGUUAGAAGGAUCCUAAUGAAAGCACCUCUUUUUUAAGUUCCUAGAGGUCUAGUUGUUCAGAAUCCCGAAGGAUAGAAAUUUACUUCCCUAUGGGAGUGGGACCUUAACCUCACUCAGUCAUUGUAGGGGCCGGCAUAGCUAUGGAAUUUUCUUAGGAACUCAAGCUUCCAAAAACAUCCAUCCAAGCUGGGGGAAAAGCAGAUAAAAAUAAUAAAAUUUAUUUUUUCAUAUUCAUUAAUAAAUGCUGUUGUGCCUGGAGAUGAUCAAUCACAUCACGUAUCUGUCUUUUUGUUUUCUUUUGCUUUUUGUCAUUUAUUGUUAUUUAUAUUUCCAAAAAGCUAAAUAAAUAUGAUUUUUAUUUUUUAGUUUGA
Molecule: messenger RNA, 2520 nt
Organism: Diceros bicornis minor
Lineage: Eukaryota; Metazoa; Chordata; Mammalia; Perissodactyla; Rhinocerotidae
Gene: PDCD7
Product: programmed cell death 7
Exons: 5
Coding region: 37-1497 (486 amino acids)
Source: RefSeq, a predicted model, not a curated record